GUAAAAUACCUCUGAGAAAGGGUUCAACUACAAUUAUGAAGCAUACAGAGCGAUCGCUUUGGACAAUAAACAUCAUAUGUUGGAAAUAACGACAGGUGAACUGGGCCACGAAGCAUAUAUCAGCUUUGAUUAUGCGAGAUAUACGACUGAAAUUCCCGAUGACCCUAACAGUACCACCGCGGCCGAGUCGAAGAAGAAGACCAGCGCUAGCGUUGGAGUUAUUGUUGGGGCCGUUGUUGGUGGAGUCGGCCUUCUUUGCAUUGAGGUCUUCACCUCGCUCCUUAUCCUUCGAAGAAAGACGCGCUCUCCGUCUCGGCCUCACGACACAAUACCAGAGCCUUAUCCACUCAACCAGCCACCGGAAAUGAAUCAAAUUGAGGAGAUGAGGAAGCCGUUGCGAACCCGAAAGCGUGACAACGUUAAUGUUGGUGGAUUCGGUGAGCAGAUGGGGCAGAUGCAAGCACAACUUAAUUCCCUUCAAACUCAGAGCCGGGUUCAGCCGUCGGAGCCUCCACCAAGCUACAAUAUAUUUACUAGCUAUGAGGAUCCGUCGCUGUCGGAAUACGCUAAUGAUAUACAUCAACAACCUAGGAUAGGUAGAUAG
Messenger RNA from Marasmius oreades (fairy-ring Marasmius), 604 nucleotides. RefSeq lists its product as uncharacterized. NCBI's taxonomy places the organism in Eukaryota, Fungi, Basidiomycota, Agaricomycetes, Agaricales, Marasmiaceae. Bases 77 to 604 code for a protein of 175 amino acids. The transcript is spliced from 2 exons. The record is from RefSeq and is a predicted model, not a curated record.